CGAUCCUCCCAAAUGGCUUAGCGUGUGUCCCUCACGCGUUCACUCUCUUUGCCUUCUCAACGGUCUCCAACUAAAAUGGCUGCUCUCGCUUCUUCUCCUUUCAUCAUCCCCUGCCGCACCACACCCUCCUUCCCACUUUCUUCUUCCUCUUCUACCUCCCUCUCUUCUCUCAAAUGCUUAACAUCCUCUUCUCCCAUUUCUCACCUCUUUUUUAAUCAGGCUCAGCGAAGAGCACAGGUCCGUUUAUCAAAUGGAGGAUAUGGCACAGUGUCUGCGCCCAAAUCAUUCGCGUCUAAUCCUGAUCAGCUGAGGAGUGCAAGAGAAGACAUUAGACAGCUGCUCAAGACUAAGUUCUGCCAUCCAAUUCUGAUCCGCUUGGGAUGGCAUGAUGCUGGUACUUACAAUAAAAGUAUUGAGGAGUGGCCACAAAGAGGUGGAGCUAACGGGAGCUUAAGAUUUGAAAUUGAACUGAAACAUGCAGCCAAUGCCGGGCUUGUUAAUGCAUUGAAACUUCUACAGCCAAUCAAAGACAAGUACUCUGGUCUGACAUAUGCAGAUUUAUUUCAGCUGGCUGCUGCUACAGCUGUGGAGGAGGCGGGUGGACCAAAAAUCCCUAUGAAGUAUGGAAGACUUGAUGUCUCAGGACCUGAACAGUGUCCUGAAGAAGGCAGACUUCCUGAUGCGGGCCCCCCCUCACCUGCUGAUCAUUUACGGCAAGUUUUUUACAGAAUGGGUUUGAAUGACAGGGAAAUAGUUGUACUAUCUGGUGCCCACACACUGGGGCGGUCUCGACCACAGCGUAGUGGCUGGGGCAAGCCAGAGACCAAGUAUACGAAAGAUGGACCAGGAGAACCUGGGGGGCAAUCCUGGACAGUGCAAUGGUUGAAGUUUGACAACUCUUACUUCAAGGACGUCAAAGAAAGAAAGGAUGAAGAACUAUUGGUCUUGCCAACCGAUGCUGUUCUUUUUGAGGAUCCGCCUUUUAAGGUCUAUGCAGAGAAAUAUGCUGAAGAUCAGGAAGCGUUCUUUAAAGAUUAUGCUGAAGCCCACGCCAAACUUAGCAAUCUUGGAGCCAAAUUUGAUCCUCCGGAGGGUAUUGUCAUCGAUAGCGGUUCUCCAAAACCUGAGCCAGAGAAGUUUGAAGCAGCGAAAUACUCGACUGGAAAGAGAGAGCUGUCAGAUGCUAUGAAACAGAAGAUUCGGGCCGAGUACCAGGCAGUUGGCGGGAGCCCAGAUAAGCCUCUACAGUCUAACUAUUUUCUAAAUAUCAUGAUUAUCAUUGCCGUUUUGGCAUUUGUGACAUCGCUGCUCGGAAACUAGUUGGAUUCGCUUUCUUUGUUUUAUUUUUAAAGGAAAAAAAAAAAUCUCUAUAAUUGCACGUGUGUUAGUGUACAUACAAUCUUCUAACUUAUUCCCGGGGAAAAGAAGUCUACUUGAAUUAGUGUAAGAAAGCCGCCUUAGGUGUUUAAGGCAUUAAUUAAUAAAUUGAUAAAUAAUAUAUAGAUAAAUACUGCGUUUUCGUUGAAA
This is a messenger RNA of Neltuma alba, 1527 nucleotides long. Its product is annotated as probable L-ascorbate peroxidase 6, chloroplastic/mitochondrial. Gene Ontology annotation, biological process: hydrogen peroxide catabolic process; response to reactive oxygen species; cellular response to oxidative stress. The record is from RefSeq and is a predicted model, not a curated record. Gene Ontology annotation, molecular function: heme binding; peroxidase activity. Lineage: Eukaryota; Viridiplantae; Streptophyta; Magnoliopsida; Fabales; Fabaceae. The transcript has 12 exons. The coding region runs from base 76 to 1320 and encodes 414 amino acids.